UCUUUAAAGAUUUCAGAAAUUUUAAGAGCAUUAUUAAGUAGUGACUGCAGCUGGUGUAACAAUUAGAAAUGUAUACAAUAAAUGGUGGUGGUGAAAGAAAUGCAAUUGAUUUGAGUAAGGAAUAUUCACCCACAAAGAAUUCAAAGCGUUUUUUAGAAGCCGAGGAGCCUGAUAAAGCAGUAAUCGAGCAUUUUCUAAAGGUCACAACGGAGCAAACUGAAUCGGCACUCGCAAAAUAUAAAGUUCGCCGUGAUGUUUCUUAUGGAAAGAGCUUUAAAAGCAAUAAAAACAGUACAGUAGAUAACCGAAUUGUAGACAUAUAUUAUAAGGAUACGGAAAACGGGACACCAAUUUUCGUUUAUAUACACGGUGGCUACUGGCAAGAAUUGGAUAGAAGUACUUCUGGUUCUUUCGUAGAACCUUUAGUGGAACAAGACUUUCGUGUAAUUGCAGUUGAUUACAAUUUAUGCCCCUCCGUGUCACUCGCCACACUUAACGAACAAUUUAAACACUUCUUUGAGUGGUUGUACGCAUAUGCAAGCGAUACUAAAGCGAGUAAAAUAUCAAUAAGUGGUCAUUCAGCUGGUGCCUACAUGAUGACGCUAUUGUUCAAUAACAGCUUACUAAGAUUACCUUUUGUUGACAAUACGGUGUCGUUUUUCUUGAUCAGUGGCGUUUUUGAUUUACGUGAAUUAUGGAAUUUGCCAAGCGUUAACCCGGCGAACAUAUUGAACUUGGAUUUAGUAAGCGCCGAAGAACUCUCACCAAUUUGUUGGAAAUUGGAUGAAGAAUUCAUCGAGUUAGCGAAACAAAUACAAAUACGUAUACACGUUUUAGUAGCGGAAAAUGACAGUGAAACAUUUAAAGGACAGUCUCUAGCAUUUACAAAGAAAUUGAGAGAGACUGGUCUAGAAAUCGAAUUUAAAUUAUUUGAGGGCUAUGAUCAUUUUGAUAUAAUAGAAAAUGUGCCUGUGAAAGGUUCAGAGAUAAAUACAUACUUACUAAAACAUUUAGUGUAGUAAAUAACUGAAGGCGAUGUAUAAUAGAAAACUCCACAAUAAAAACAAAAUCAAA
Messenger RNA from Bactrocera latifrons, 1074 nucleotides. Its product is annotated as kynurenine formamidase. The transcript is spliced from 4 exons. Bases 69 to 1019 code for a protein of 316 amino acids. NCBI's taxonomy places the organism in Eukaryota, Metazoa, Arthropoda, Insecta, Diptera, Tephritidae. The record is from RefSeq and is a predicted model, not a curated record.